AUGUCCAUCCACAGCCAGUCAGACCGAGUUGGCCGCUCCUCUCUCCCCGCUGUUACCUGCUGCCAGGACCGAGGUGCCCGCCCUACCCUGCCCGGUGUUAGCCGACAAUGGAGACAGAAAUUGAGCAACAAGAAGAAGAGACCUCGUUCAGUAACACAGAGACAAACGGUGAGUUGUAAUCCUUUUGUGUAUUCAUAAAAUAAUUGUUACUCAUCUAGAAAAUGAAUAAGAACAGUGUAGUUAUGUAAAAAAAUUGAAAGCGGUGUGGUGCAAGGUUUAUGCCCUCUCCUGUGUUCAAGACUUACUAAUAAUCAAUGUCUGGUCAAAAAUAUAAACAUUUCUAUUCCUAAAUUAUAGUUGCCAGAUAUGUGCCAAAAGGUGCAUAGCAGACGGUGUAGUGAAGUAGCCAUAUCUAUUGCAUCUAUACUGUUUUAAUAUGUAAGGACAAUUAGUGGUUAUUAGUAUUAAAUGUGUAUCGUUUCUACAUCAACUGAAUGCAGAUCCAGAGAACCAGUCAGUGUGUGUGUGCAGGGCUCCAGACAAAUUUCCCCCUGGUGGCACUGGUGCCACUAACUUUUUCAGUUGGUGGCACCAACCCAUGAUUUGGUUGCGCCAUAGUUUUUUUGCAAUAGAAAAACAUAGUCAUAAUCACCUUAAAGUCAUUCACAGUGCUUUAGACAGUGUAAUAGACUACAGAGCUGGUAGGCUAUUCAAGAAACAAGUUGUCUAUCUAACAUGUCCAAGCAGGAAUGCAUGAUACAAUAUAUUUUGAUGUGCAACCUAAUCCAGUGAUUGUCAUGUAUUGUUAUAUUUUACUGUUAAAAUAGGGCUCCAGAAUUGUCUGAAUGUUGUUGUUCAAUAGAGAUGAAUUUGUCUACGUGUUUAUGUCCACUAAUUUAUUUUGGGAUAAUUCACCACAUGAGGAAGUGAACUCAAAACACAGGCUAUACUGAGCAAAAAUAUAAACGCAACAUAUAAAGUGUUGGUCCAAUUUCUCAUGAGCUGAAAUAAAGAUCCCAGAAAUGUUCCAAAUGCACACAAACUUAUUUAGCUCAAAUUUUGUGCACACAUUUGUUUACAUCCCAGUUAGUGAGCGUUUCUCCUUUGCCAAGAUAAUCCUACCACCUGACAGAUAUGGCAUAUCAAGAAGCUGAUUAAACAGCAUGAUCAUUACACAGGUGCACCUUGUGCUGGGGACAAUAAAAGGCCACUCUAUAAUGUGCAGUUUUGUCACACAACAAAAUGCCACAGAUGUCUAAAGUUUUGAGGGAGCGCGCAAUUGGCAUGCUGACUGCAGGAAUGUCCACCAGAGCUGUUGCCAGAGAAUAGAAUGUUCAUUUCUCUACCAAACGCCGCCUCCAAUGUCGUUUUAGAGAAUUUGGCAGUACAUACAACCGGCCUCACAACCGCAGACCAAGUGUAACCACGCCAGCCCAGGACCUCCACAUCCGGCUUCUUCACCUGCGGGAUCGUCUGAAAAGGGGGGGGAUUUCUGUCUGUAAUAAAGCCCUUUUGUGGGGAAAAACUCAUUCUGAUUGGCUGGGCCUGGCUCCCCCUUGGGUGGACCUGGCUUCCAAGUGGGUGGGCCUAUGCCCUCCUAGGCCCACCCAUGGCUGCGAUCCUGCCCAGUCAUGUGAUAUCCAUAGAUUAGGGCCUAAGGAAUUUAUUUCAAUUGACUGAUUUCCUUCUGUGAACUGUAACUCAGUAAAAUCUUUGAAAUUGUUGCAUGUUGCGUUUAUAUUUUUGUUCGGUAUAGAUCAUUAACACUAAAUAUAAUACGCACUGCUAGUAGUUGUAUUAAUCUAACAGUAAAUGUAAUGUCCUAAAAAAAAUUAUGCCGUUGUAGCCUACUACCCUGCGCAAGCGCAUUGACCGAUGCACGUUUCACACACUCCUUAUCUCAAAGCCAUAUCAAAUAUCUUCGUUGUAAAAUAGUUGCUAUUGAGCUAGCCAGCAGAUUCCGACCCUACCGUUACGCUUGUUUACAUUGAGCUGCACUAGGGUCGGAACGCAAUCAUGGUUAGAUGAAUACGACAGUGUGAGAUAUGGGUCGGAAAACGUACUUCAAUGCAGGGAUGGGAUGUGCCACUGUACUCAAAUCAAAUGUUAUUUGCCACAUGCGCCGAAUACAACAGGUGUAGACAUUACAGUGAAAUGCUUACUUACAAGCGCUUAACCAACAAUGCAGUUUAGAAAAGAAAAAAAGUGUUAAGUAAAAAAUUGCAUAUAAUUAAAGAGCAGCAGUAAAAUAAAAUAACAGUAGGGAGGCUAUAUACAGGGGGUAUCGGUACAUAGUCAAUGUGCGGGGGCACUGGUUAUUCUAGGUAAUUGAGGUAAUAUGUACAUGUGGGUAGAGUUAAAGUGACUAUACAUAAAUAAUAAACAGAGUAGCAGCAGCGUAAAAGAGGGGGGUGAAGUGGGUGGGCAAUGCAAAUAGUCUGGGUAGUCAUGAUUAGCUGUUCAGGAGUCUUAUUGCUUGGGGGUAGAAGCUGUUAAGAAGCCUUUUAGACCUAGACUUGGCGCUCCGGUACCGCUUGCCGUGCGGUAGCAGAGAGAACAGUCUAUGACUAGGGGACCUUCCUCUGACACCGCCUGGUAUAGAGGUCCUGGAUGGCAGGAAGCUUGGCCCCAGUGUACUGGGCCGUACGCACUAGCCUCUGUAGUGCCUUGCGGUCGGAGGGCGAGCAGUUGCCAUACCAGGCGGUGAUGCAACCAGUUAGGAUGCUCUCGAUGAUGCAGCUGUAGAACUUUUUGAGGAUCUGAGGUGGAAUAGGCUUUGUCGUGCCCUCUUCACGACUGUCUUGGUGUGUUUGGACAAUGAUAGUUUGCUGGUGGACACCAAGGAACUUGAAGCUCUCAACCUGUUCCACUACAACCCCGUCGAUGAGAAUGGGGGCGUGCUCAGUCCUAUUUUUUUCCCCUGUAGUCCACAAUCAUCUCCUUUGUCUUGAUCACGUUGAGGGAGAGGUUGUUAUCCUGGCACCACACGGCCAGGUCUCUGACCUCCUCCCUAUAGGCUGUCUCAUCGUUGUCGGUGAUCAGGCCUACCACUGUUGUGUCAUCAGCAAACUUAAUGAUGGUGUUGGAGUCGUGCCUGUCCAUGCAGUCAUGGGUGAACAGGGAGUACAGGAGGGGACUGAGCACGCACCCAUGAGGAGCCUCUGUGUUGAGAAUCAGCGUGGCAUAUGUGCUGUUACCUACCCUUACCACCUGGGGGCAGCCAGUCAGGAAGUCCAGGAUCCAGUUGCAGAGGGAGGUGGUCAGUCCCAGGGUCCUUACCUUAGUGAUGAGCUUUGAGGUCACUAUGGUGUUGAACACUGAGCUAUAGUCAAUGAAUAGCAUUCUCAUGUAGGUGUUCCUCUUGUCCAGGUGGGAAAGGGCAGUGUGGAGUGCAAUAGAGAUUGCAUAAUCUGUGGAUCUGUUGGGGCGGUAUGCAAAUUGGAGUGGGUCUAGGGUUUCUGGGAUAAUGGUGUUGAUGUGAGCCAUGACCAGCCUUUCAAAGCACUUCAUGGCUACAGACGUCAGUGCUACGGGUCGGUAGUCAUUUAGGCAGGUUAUCUUAGUGUUCUUGGGCACAGGGACUAUGGUGGUCUGCUUGAAACAUGUUGGUAUUACAGACUCAGUCAGGGAGAGGUUGAAAAUGUCAGUGAAGACGCUUGCCAGUUGGUCAGCGCAUGCUCGGAGUACACGUCCUUGUAAUCCGUCUGGCCCUGCGGCCUUGUGAAUGUUGACCUGCUUAAAAGUCUUACUCAUAUCGGCUACGGAGAGCGUGAUCACGUAGUCAUCCGGAACAGCUGAUGCUCUCAUGCAUGCUUCAGUGUUGCUUGCCUUAAAGCGAGCAUAUAAGUAAUUUAGCUAGUCUGGUAGGCUCGUGUCACUGGGCAGCUCGCGGCUGUGCUUCCCUUUGUAGUCUGUUAUCGUUUUCAAGCCCUGCCACAUCUGACGAGCGUCAGAGCCGGUGUAGUACGAUUCAAUCUUAGUCCUGUAUUGAUUCUUUGCAUGUUUUGAUGGUUCGUCGGAGGGCAUAGCGGGAUUUCUUAUAAGCAUCCAGGUUAGAGUCCCGCUCCUUGAAAGCGGCAGCUCAACCCUUUAGCUCAGUGCAGAUGUUGCUUGUAGUCCAUGGCUUCUGGUUGGGGUAUGUACGUACGGUCACUGUGGGGACGACGUCAUCGAUGCACUUAUUGAUGAAGCCAGUGACUGAUGUGGUGUACUCCUCAAUGCUAUCGGAAGAAUCCCGGAACAUAUUCCAGUCUGUGCUAGCAAAACAGUCCUGUAGCUUAGCAUCUGUUUCAUCUGACCACUUCCUUAUUAAACGAGUCACUGGUGCUUCCUGCUUUAGUUUUUGCUUAUAAGCAGGAAUCAGGAGGAUAGAGUUAUGGUCAGAUUUGCCAAAUGGAGGGCGAGGGAGAGCUUUGUACAUGUUGUUACUGUUCCUGCCCCUCGCACCUCACCAAGUGCGCAUGUAUAUGUCUGUAUGGAUUGAUGUGUGUUGUGAUUGGAUGGCGCUGCGUCUCUGUGUGUGGAGUAAAGGUGGUCUAGAGUUUUUUUUUCCUCUGGUUGUACAUUUAAUAUGCUGGUAGAAAUGAGGUAGAACAGAUUUAAGUUUCCCUGCAUUAAAGUCCCCGGCCACUAGGAGCGCUGCCUCUGGAUGAGCGUUUUCCUGUUUACUUAUGGCCUUAUACAGCUCAUUGAGUGCAAUCUUAGUGCCAGUAUCGGUUUGUGGUGGUAAAUAGACAGCUACGAAAAAUAUAGAUGAAAACUCUCUUGGUAAAUAGUGUGGUCUACAGUUUAUCAUGAGAUACUCUACCUCAGGCGAGCAAAAUCUCGAGACUUCCUUAGUAUUAGAUUUUAUGCACCAGCUGUUGUUUACAAAGAUACACAGACCGCCACCCCUUGUCUUACCGGAGUCAGCCGUUCUCUCCUGUCGAUGUAGCGUAUAUCCCGCCAGCUGUAUGUAAUCCAUGCCGUCGUUCAGCCACGACUCGGUGAAACAUAAGAUAUUACAGUUUUAAAUGUCCCAUAACUCCACAUUUUAUACACAGAGAAGAUUGAAAUACUGCAAAUUCUUCUGGAAAAUGUCACUUUUCGUCCUCAUGCUUUGUAGCAGUAGCCACAGCGACCAUUAUGGAAUGGCACGUUGUGCUGAACAACAAAGGAGCUGAUUGGCUGACACUGCCAUUCCAAAAUGGUGGCGGUGGCUACCGAUAGCAUGAGAACGAAAAGUGAUGUUUUCCGGAAAAACUAGCAGUAUUUCAAUCUUAACGUAUCAGCUUGGAUGUAGGUAAAGUACAGAGGCACAUCCCAUGCAUUGAGGUACGUUUCUGACCCAUGUCUCGCGCCGGCUCUGCGGUGUCUUAAUCUAACCAUGAUUGCGUUCCAACCCCAGUGCAGCUCAGUGUAAGCAAGCGUAAUGGUAGGGUCGCAAUCUGCUGGCGACUAUUGAGCUCAAUAUAAAGUGUUGAGAAAUACAAAUUAUACUCACAUAAAGAUGAAAACAUCCUCUUUUCAACAGUAUCAACAGUAGUUGCUUCCAAAGCUGUGUUUUCCCCGCAAUUGGAUUUUGAAAUGUUAUACAAUCAGAACCCUUUUUGUUGGGGGGAGCGCACAUCAGGGACAAGAGAUUGGCUCACUCAUCACAGCAUCAGGGUCCAGUGAAACAGUUACUACGAAACUUGCAUUACGGGAAUCAUGAGGAUAAUGCACUUUACUGUUUGACCAAAUUGUGGUUUUAGCCGCUGAAAAGAUAGGACGUUUUGAAACUUUUUAGUGAAGUAACCAUGUAAUGAAUGUUCAGCUCGCUCCGAUGCGACCAAUUAAAAAUGUAACUCGCCGAGUCAAAAGGUCGCAAAAUGCGACUAAAUGGUCGCAUUCUGGAGCCCUGGUGUGUGAGAGAGAGAUUAAACUCAGUUUUUCUUUCUCAGGUAAGCGUCCCGCAGAGGACACGGAUGAAGAGCAGUCCUUUAAGCGCUCCAGGAACACAGACGACAUGGUGGAGCUCCGCAUACUCCUGCAGAGCAAAGUCAGUCCGCUUUCUCUUCCUCAUUCACAAUCCCCUGCCUACCUUCAACACCUCCAUGACUUAUGCUGCUAUGUAGCCUAUCUUCUUUCCUCCCUAAUUGUUUAUUUAACCUUUAUUUGACCAGAUCUAUGGGGGUUAAGAACGUUUUCUUUUUCUGCCCCGUGGUUCCAUGUCUUAUUUAAUGCCGUCAAAAUCUGUUUCGAUGAUGUAGUAUGGAGAUGAUGUCUGAGGAUUUUUUACGUUGUUAUAUCACAGUAAGUUAGGUAUCAUCUGACUUGUCUUUUCUCGGUUCAGAAUGCAGGAGCAGUGAUUGGGAAGGGUGGUAAAAACAUCAAAUCCCUGCGCACAGACGUGAGUACAUUUACACCACUCUUUUUAUCUGGGAAUUUACAGUACCCGCCCCCCCUUACAUGGUUGUACUUUGGGAGUGUCUGAUUUGACUAGUUUAUAUGCAAAAGUUAAGGCAACCUAAAUUGGUUGGUUGGGCUUAAGAAAAUGGGUCUGUUAACUAUGGUUGGGGAAGUAAAGCUGUGAGGUUUUUGGGUAACUGUUAAUGCUGGGAUAUGAUGUGUAUUGAGACCUGCUUUACACCCCUGUUGUGGUAUCGUCAAGCCAAAGUGUAAUGUAAUUGUAAUCAAAAUGGCCGCCCGCUAAUCAAUAUGAAACACAUGGCCUUUUUAGCUAAAAUGUAUUUUUGUGAAUCCAUUUCCGUUUGCGUAAUGAAUAGUGCUAUUACUACCAGGCAUCAGCACCGCUAAGACAUUCAUUAAUACUUGAGUGGGACCAGUGAAUUUUAGGGUAGAGCUAACAUAGCACCCAACAUCAAUUAAUCCUAUAGGAAAUGUCUUGUGUAUAUAAACAGUCUGGCCAAUUCUCAACUCAUUUAAUGUCAUUACCUCUCUCUUUCUCUACCUUCCAUCACUCUCCACUCUUCUCCCUCUCUCCUCUACCGCUAUCCCUCUUUCUCAUCUCCCUCUCUACAUCUCCCCCUCAUUUUCUGACCCCAUUCUACCCCUGACUAUUUCUCUACCUGAAUACCUUUGUCUCCUUUACUAUCUCCACUUCUGCUCUCUUAAAAAAAAAAAAAAAAAAAAUCUGAGAGAAUAUCACAAUGAAGAAUAUUAGCCUGUAUUAAAAUGUAUUCCUCUUCCCCCUCCCUCUUCCCCCUCCUGUUUUUUAUUUUUGUUUAUUUUUGCCCACUUCCUCUGUUGCCCAUGUUCUGGAUCGCCCCUCCUGCGCCCGCCCACCUGACACCCUGGCUGGCCCUGCCCAUAAUCGUGCCCCUCCCUAAAUGGGCGCCUUACUUCAUUGACAUCUGUGUGCUCGAAUGGCCCCUGCCCAUGCCACGCCCACCGCCCUUGCAGUUCAAUGCCAGUGUGUCAGUCCCAGACAGCAGUGGGCCUGAGCGGUAUGUCCCUAAGCUCCUCCCUCUCACUGCCUGACUUCAGAAAAUAAACAAACAAACCUGCCUCUGUUCUAGUGACAAUAUCAAAAUCUGCCUCUGUUCCUGUGACAAACAUGUACACUUUUGUUCAGUGACAGCAUUAUAAGCCUCUGUUUUCAGUGAGGGUUUCAACAAAUACUUUAAACCUGCCUCUGUUCUAGUGACGGUAUUUCAACAUUCUAUAUUUUAUUUCAAUGACAGUAUCUCUCCCUUCAACGUUCCUCACCUCCCUCCUUCCCCUCUCAGAAUCGGUGUACUAGUCUGUUUUAGUUUCUCACAUUCCCCUCCUACCAUCUUCCUCUUCCUUGUUCCCAUAUAUAUAUUUUUUGGGGGGGUUGGACCACUGUAAUAACGUAAGACUGUUAUUCCAGGCAGAGCAGCUAGGGUUCAAGUGUUGUAUGUCUUUUUCUCUUCUUUACUCUCCAUAUUGCUUUUGCCGUUGUUGGAACUGUUGAAAGUUAACUUAUUUGUCACCUCAUCCCUGUAGUCCAUGUCGCUCCUCCUUGCCUUCCCUCAACAUCCUCCUGUCCAAUGGUGGGAGCAUAACUCACUGUGACCCUGCCAACUCUCACCCAUCUAUAAGUUUACUUUAAAAUGUUCCUUAUUUUGAUUAGCAUAGCGUACUACUCUGUCAUCUUGUUUUUAUUGACCUUUCAUUCUUUUUUUUGUUUCUUUUUUUGUUGUGCUACAGUACAAUUCCUUUAGUGCUCUGGCAGCAGGCCCCAUCGGUGCAAACCGCCACUGCCCACCAACCUUCCCUCCCCCCUCCUUCUUCCAGUGGUCACUAAAACACACCUGCUUUCUUUGGGUUCCUUUUACCUGUUUUUUUUUUUUUGGGUGGUUUUCUUUGUCAAACGCACUGAGGGGGUUAAUUUUCUUUAUUUGUGUAUUUAUUAUUUAUGGAUACCUGCUGAUAUGUUAUAGAUAGACAUUGUUUAUGGGGUAUUCUGUCCACUUUUAUUCCUCUAUUGUGAUUUGAAGGGGGUGUGCACGUAGAACCAGAAUUACUAGAUAUGGCCGCUGGUCCACUCAUCACAGAACAUUGACUUGAAUGGGAAUGUCCAUUCUAGUAAUUCUAUUUCUAUGGGAGUGUACCACAACAGCUACCCGGUUAAUCCCCACGGCUGGGAACGGAUGAAAGGGGGUCUUCAUUUAUUAUCAGAUGUUAUGGUUGAAGUUCUGCUGAGGGAGAGUUGACCUUGGUUUUGAAAUACAGUUUCUUUCCUCUCUAACCCCUGGUCACCAUUUGAUUGGUCCCCCUGGGAAUGUCCUGCGCUGUGAUUGUUGGGUCUAAAGCAUUCUGAGCAUCAGUGCGGAAAUCGAGACAGUGGGAGAGAUCCUGCUCAAGAUCAUCCCUACACUGGAAGAGGUGAGCCUGGGGUUGGAGAUGAAUGAGAUGAGCGUUAUGGCUGCCUAUAAUGUUCAAUUAUAGUCCUGUGUGGUACAGCCAGAUAUUGUUUGUGCAGAUAAAAAAAUAAUCCAAUGGGAUAUAGAUAUAAAAUGCACAGAUCUGUAUAUGGUGAUGCUAAAAUUUUACCCCCCCCCCCCAGUACCAACAGUACAAUGGGAUGGACUUUGACUGUGAGCUGAGGCUACUAAUCCACCAGAGCCUGGCAGGUAGCAUCAUUGGUGUAAAGGGAGCCAAGAUCAAAGAGCUGCGAGAGGUACAGUUAUGCUCUCUGAACUACUCGCACUCUUAUCUCCUCACCUGGGUCAUGUCCAGUACGUACAAAUAUGGGAUAACAUUUUAAAAUACUUGAGAGCUAAUUGAAGGUGACCCUGAUUCAAUCUUUUUCUGUGUGUUCUUCUCAGUCCUAUGGCCUUGCUUUGUCUAAUUUGACCUGUGUUGACUCUGAUCGUUGUAGAACACCCAGACCAGCAUCAAGCUGUUCCAGGAAUGCUGUCCCCAGUCCACGGACCGUGUGGUUCUGGUCGGCGGCAAGUCUGAGCGCGUCGUUGAGUGCAUCAAGAUCAUGCUGGAGCUCAUCGCUGAGGUUGGUGCUCUUAUUAAACUGUUGGUUCUCUUGUUGAACCAUUGACUGAGCUGGUUAAGUUGGACCACAUACCAGUGUAAAUACUACAGCCAGCCGUCUGUAGAAAUGAUGCGUGAUCCUGUCCCCCUCAGGCUCCCAUAAAAGGGCGCGCCCAGCCCUAUGACCCCAACUUCUACGACGAGACGUACGACUACGGCGGCUUCACCAUGAUGUUUGAGGAGCGUGGGGGUGGUGGCGGCCGGCGCCCAAUGGGGGGCUUCCACAUGCGAGGGGGACGAGGUGGCGGAGGUUAUGACCGAGGGCCCUCUGGACGAGGGGGUCGAGGGGGGCCCAUGCCCCCCGCCCGCAGGGACUACGAGGAGAUGAGCCCCCGCCGCGGACCCCCACCACCCCACCCAGUGAGAGGGGGGAGGGGAGUGAGCCGUGGCCGCAACCUGGCCCCACCACACAGAGGAGGAGGGUAAGAGAGCUUCACCAUCGCUCAUCUCCAUUUCUAAUUUCCCUACAUCUCUUGCUAUCCAUUUUGCUUUGUCUACAUCAGUUUGCGCUCAAAAGUACAGGAGAUAUAUAUGGUAUUUCAUUCAUAGUGUGUGUGGGCUCGUGUGUGUGUGUGUUCCAUUUCCACGUUUGCAGAGAUGACCAGUACUCCUAUGACUCCUAUCGGGGCAGUGCAGAUGCCAGACCCAAGUAAGUCCUUUUCCAGCCUUGUAGACCACUGGUCUGGAGUCUGUGAGUACGGUUACAAGCAAACAAUAAUGCCGUUAUUGUGGAUAGUCAGAUUCCUAUAAUAUUUCGAUUAAAACUUUUACAUACUUUGCAAGAAUAAUGAUUUCCCUAAUAACCCUGUUUACAUGGACACAUCUGAAAUCAGGCUACUUGAUGGCACUCUGAUAAAUGCAGAAAACCAGCAAACCAAAAUAAAUGUUCUACCAUGUUAUUUUUGUGACGCAUAUUUGAUUAAGAGUUCGGACAUAUAACGCUUGUAUGUGAACUACUUCUAAGACCCAUACAUUCAGUUGUUCCGAACUCACUUCACUCGCUCUAAAGAGGGAGGCUCACUCGGCUGGUGCUGGCACAUGUUCAGAUAAAAUACACAGCUGGAACGCCGAUUUAAAGGUCUUUACAUGUCCUAAUAAUUUUAAAGAUUGCUCAGAAAACCAGGUGUUUAAUCGCCGUAUGCUUACUUUGAUUUUGACUUUACGCCAAUUAAGAUAAGCAGAGUAAGGUGUUUACAUGAUUUUUGCAUAAUCUGCCUACUGCCAUAAUCAGUUUAAUAUCAAAUGAUUACUGUGCAUGUAAACGUACUCAGUCGGUGCUGUAGUCAGUCUGUCUAGCCUGAGACUGGUCCUCUGAUUACUGGCCUCAUCGGUGUUUCAGCUCUGUCAUUAGUCUGUCAUCACCGCUUACUUUUGUGUGAAUGCUGUGUUUUUCUCUGACUGUGUGUGUUCUGCCUGGGUCUGUGAAUGUGUGUGGUUUGACUUGGAUCAGAGAGCUGCUGAAAAGCCCUCUGCUAUGUCAAUAUUUUCCUCAAGUCAGACUUUCAUUUUCUCCGUCUUUCUUUUAGCAGUGACAGAAGAGGGAGACCAGGAGAUCGCUAUGGCGAUAACAUGGUUAGUGACCCUUAACUAAAUGCAUGCCACAGUCGUCUUGGCAUUUAUUGUCUGAAAGCAUCAUCAUGGUCUUUCCUAGACAAUGAUUGUAAUUGCCUGAUAAUAACCUAUUCACCAUGGCCACAGCUAAACCCACUAUAAAACCCCACAACACCUUUAACACUAACAUGAAACAUGUAAUAAAACAUGACUUUACCAUAGUAAACCAUAACCGUAAACACAGGAAAUGAGUAACUUCACAGUAAUAAUUACCCAUACCACCAUGACCACUACCAUCUAUGCAAUCAUGGGCUGGCUGUGGUUGAUGGGGCGGCGGGACUGUGCUGUGGUUGCUAGGCGUUAAUAAUAACGCUUUGUUGACAGACUGGUGGGUUCUCUUUGAGAGCUGGCAGGAUACUGCCUCCGGUUGCUCGGCAACUGAUUUUUGAAUCGCUUGUUGCCCUGGUGACUGAGCCGCUGAAUAGCAGGUGAAAGCUGUGGAAUGAGUGGCUGAUGGAUGCAAGCAGAGAAUGGGGCAGGGGUCUCAGCAUCAAAUAGGGGCUUUUGGACAAACUGGCCUCAUCCUGACUAUUGAUGGGGGGGAGAAUCCAUAGUUACAUAUCGCAAUAUUAUUUUGGACAAUAUUAUAUAUUGAUACUUUGACUCCAAGUAUCGUUAUUUUAUUUUACGCUACCUUGUUGCUAAACUCCACUAUUUUUUUAUUCUAUAACAUGUUCUCCAUCUUCUUUUUAAAUAGUGAGUCAAUAUGUUUUCAGCACUUAUUUCCAUGACUGAUCAAAACGUAUUUUCUAAUGCUCUGUGGUCUCUCUGCAGCAGACUUAUAGUGAGCAAUAAGUUUGGACAUCAAAUCGCAGUAUCGAAUCGCAAUACAUAUAGAAUUGUGAGAAUCAAUACAUAUUGUAUCGGCACCUAAGUAUCGAGAUAAUAUCGUAUCUUGAGGUCCCAACCCUAAUCCUGACCAUCCAUGACUGUAUACAACCGAUCACAAGGAAAUGUGUGUUUAAACCUGCUCCCCCUUCUCUUUUCUCUUUCUCCAGGGUGGGGGUGGAUAUGGUGAGUUGUUCCGUUCUUCCUAUGUGGUUCUGUCUAGAAGUUCAGUUUGUCAUGCUGUCUCAAGUGGCACAAUAUUUAAUUUGUCAAGCGCAUUUCCCAUGCUCAAUGCGCAUAAGGUAGAAAACAAAACACAAACAAAAUUCAGCAACAAAACAUGAAAAGGUAGGAUAACAAAUCUCAAUACAUUAAACCAUUACCUGCUAAUACAAAAUAUAGACUGUAAACAGAUUAAGAUAUCAAACAUUAAAAGCUAGCUUGAAAAUGUAGGUCUUUAGUUGUGUUUUAAACAAGGAAAUGGAAGCUGCCUCCUUGACGUGUAGGUAGAGCAUUCCAGAGCUGAGGGGCCACGUGAGAAGGCCCUAUCACCCAUGCUGCACAGGUUUGUGACUGGUGUGACCAAGCAGUUUGAGUCUGAUUAUCGGUGUGCUGGGGAAUAGUUCUCUAGAAGUUGGCAUAUGUAUUUAGAAGUUGGCAUAUGCAUCACCCUUGAGGGCUUUCAAGGUGAGCAGCAGAAUCUUAAAUUGUAUCCUGUAUCGAACAGGAAGCAAAUGGAAGUUGAGUAAAACAGGGGUGAUGUGAGUUUUUUUUUGUGUAGUUUGUGAGCGCAUCUUGGCAGCUGCGUUCUGGAUCAUCUGGAGUUGAGACAGGACCCUUACUGUGAUUCCUGUCAGCAGUGCCGAGAUGUCAAGCUGAGAAGUUACCAGGGCGUGCACAAGCUUCUUAGGAUCCACAGUGGACAAGAACGACCUGAUUCAAGCGAUGUUACGCAGGUGGAAAAAUGACACUUUCUUGAUGUUGCGGAUGUGUGCUUCAAAUGAGAGGUUGACAGCAAGGUUUCUAGCAGUCGGGGAAGCUGUGCUGGUGUCAUCAUCCAGAGAAAGCGAAAAUGUGCUCAUUUUGCUCUGUGUACUCUUAGAGCCAAUAAACACAAGCUCUGUUUUGCUGCAAUUAAGUUUUAGGAAGUUCAACUGCAUCUGUCUCUUGAUUUUAUCUAGACAGUCUGUUGGUUUCGUUGUUAGUCUGUCUUGUCCUCACAUAUGUGUCAUCAGCAUAAAAAUGCAAGUUUAGUCCAAAUCUUCGUAUUAGUAUAUCAAGUGGCAGCGUGUGUGUGUAUAUAGAGUGGCCCUAGAACAGAGCCCUGUGGGACCCCUUGAGUGACUGGCAGGGUUGGAUUUAUAAUUUCCAAGAGUCACAAAUUCUUGUCUGUAAGUCAGAUAGGAGCUAAACCACAGGAGUGCUGUGACAGAGAAUCCAAGCAAGUUCUUAAGUCUGCUGAUGAUGAUCUCAUGAUUCUCUGUGACAAAGGCUGCUGUGAUGUCCAAAAGUGAAAGGAUGCUAGUGUCUCCAUCAGCUGUCAUCAACAAGUAAUGUGUUACUUUUACCACGGCUGUCUCUGUACUGUGCUAUACACAGAAGCCGGACUGGAAGGGUUCAUUGAGAUUGUUGGUUGAAAGGUAGUUCUGUAGCUGUAUUGAGACCACACGUUCAAGGACCUUUGAUAGAAAAGGGUAGGUUGGAAAUUGGUCUGUAAUUGCUUAGGGUGUUGGGUCCAGUCCAGGUUUUUUCAAGGUUUGUAUAAUGGAGGAAGUUUUCAGGGAAUUAGGCACAGUGCCUGAAACAAGUAAUUUAUGAUUUUGGUUAUAGUUGGACUGAGAAGAGUGAGGCUGGAUUUUGCUGUGGGAAGAGGGUCCAAGGUAGUUGACCUCAUAUUUUGGACAAUUUCAGAGACAGAUUUUGGGGUUGUCCAUGAGAAUUUGUUGAAACUGCAACUAGGAGCCUCAGUAUGAAGCAGAGGGGCAUGUCCCAAGCAAGGGGUAGUUUGUACAGUGCAAUAAUUGAUUUUGGAUUGGGGAAGAAAUCAAGAAAACUGUUGCAUUGCUCAAUGGAGGGGGUAAAGGAGUUAUCUGGGGGUUUAACUUAUUUUGAUGACAGAAAAUAGCAUUCUGGGGUUUCCCCUCACAAUUUGCAAUGAGACUUGUAUAGUCCGACUUGCGUGCAAGUGUUCAGUGCCUCUUUGUAUGCAGUCUGAUGAUAUGCCUGGGCAUGCACAGUUAGGUUUGUUUUCUUCCAACUUCUUUACAGUUUUACGCCCAGCAGCUUUUAUAGAACGUAGAGGGCUAGUGGUUCUCCAGUGUAUGUUAUAGAACAGGAUUUCAGCUGGUCUGCUGUAUAAGGCUACACAUUUUUGUUAUUCUUUUUAUUUAGGCAGGAUGGAGUCUCUUUUACAAGGGAGCCCUGCAUGACCGACAAUUGCACAAUCAAGGGAGCAUAGGAAAUAAUACACUCAACAGCCUUGAGUGUAUUGUUUUACACCAGGGUUCUUGUCGACUAUCUUUGUUUUGUCAUUUCAAAGGUGUUGGCCUGCUCUGUAUCAGGUUGGUAAAUACUUGUUUGUUUAUGGUACCAGUCUGCUGUGGAUGUGUACAUUUGAGCAUAUUUUCUAAUAAGGCCAAUUUCCCUAACUGUAGAUCUAUUUUCUCUCUCGCCUUUCAAACAGAUAACAACUCAUCCUGGGACUCCUAUCAGUCUGGUGAGUCUAUAGAAGCACGUCCCAGCAGCUUGGUAUUCAAUAUGUUGUUAGAUUAUGGUUUUGUUAAUAGAGCCUCCAUACUUCCUGAAGCUGUUUCUAUGAUCUCUCCUUGUGUGUAUGUUACUUUAUGCUCCAUGUGUAUGUGUGUGUUAGGUGGACGCAGUUCCUAUAACGAUAUGGGAGGGCCAGUCAUCACCACACAAGUGACGAUCCCCAAAGAUGUGUGUAUAACCAGAAGAGGGGGAACUCCCAAUUAACGCUCUCACACACACACACACUAUGUUCACAUACAGAGCAAUGGCUCGGCCUGUCUCGCCCACCAUGGCCUGUGAAACCCUUAUGCAACAUUCACACGCACACACAGAACACACUUAUCCUGUAUUUUCACACUAUUGUGCAUGACAUUCAGUUGACCCUGGUGUUUUCUACAGCUGGCCGGCUCCAUCAUCGGUAAGGGAGGCCAGAGGAUCAAGCAGAUCCGGCAUGAGUCUGGUGCCUCCAUUAAGAUCGAUGAGCCACUGGAGGGUUCCGAGGACCGCAUCAUCACCAUUAGCGGCACCCAGGACCAGAUCCAAAACGCUCAGUACCUAUUGCAGAAUAGGCAAGUUCUGGAUGCCCUCUGA
Molecule: messenger RNA, 15273 nt
Organism: Coregonus sp. 'balchen'
Lineage: Eukaryota; Metazoa; Chordata; Actinopteri; Salmoniformes; Salmonidae
Source: the annotation of a GenBank genome assembly